CAAUAAGGGCGGCAAAACAAGCAAGAAAGAAGGACCCCGGCCUCUGCUGAGCCGGGCGCUCGGAGGGAACCGUCCGGAGGGCCCCAGUAGCGCGAGGAGCAGCCGCAGCCGCAGCGCUGCUCCCGCUAGGCGGGAGGGACGGAGGGAAGGACCCUCCCAUCCCAACUCUUUCCUUCAGCCGCUGGCGGCUUGUUCCUGGGCGGGCCGCCCCCUUGCGGGGCUCCACUGCUCUCACACGCCCCACGGACCCGGAGGAGGAUGGCAAACCGGCGGUUACAGUAAGGGCAGCCCUGCGUGAGGAGCAGCGAGAAGGGGACGAAGCCAGCCGGCGCGAGAAGCAGACAUGGCCAACGAGUCGCUUCAGAGUGAUCCAGGCAGCUGGUCAGUGCUGGAGCACCUAGGCCUGGAUCAGAGCUCGGAUUUCUCAGACACUAGUGUGCAGCAGAAGUUAGAUGAAGAGAAAGAAAAGAUUAAGCGUGAAAUCCGCAAAGAGCUGAAGAUCAAAGAGGGAGCAGAGAACCUACGCAAGGCCACUACAGACCGUAAAAAUCUCUCCAAUGUGGAGAACUUGCUCAAGAGCUCCAACCGCAAGCUGGAGGCCCUGCACCACCAACUGCAAGACCUCAAUGCACACAUUGUGGUCAAAGACCCUGAAGAGCUGGGGGUUGCCCCCCAGUCACCAGGCAGCCUGAGCCGAUCAACAGCUACCAAAAACCGUAUUGCUGGCUUGGAGAAGCAGCUAAAUAUUGAGCUGAAGGUGAAACAGGGUGCAGAGAACAUGAUCCAGAUGUAUGACAACGGUGCUGCUAAGGACCGGAAGCUGCUGCAGACAGCCCAACAGAUGCUACAGGACAGCAAGACCAAGAUCAAUAUAAUCCGUAUGCAGAUCCGCAAGGCUAUGCAAGCUGAUGAGGUGCAGCUGAAUGUGGAAGAUGGGCAAGGUAACACUGAUCUGAGUGCCAUAGAGUUGAGGAUUGAGGAGCUGCGACACCACUUCCGGGUGGAGCACGCUGUAUCUGAGGGGGCCAAGAAUGUAUUGCGUCUACUGGGCUCCAGCAAAGUUCAGGACCGCCAUGCCAUCUCUGAGGCACAGAACAAGCUGAAUGAGUCAAACCAGAAAUUGGACCUUUUGCGUCACUCUCUGGAGCAACGUCUUGGUGAGCUGCCACAAGACCACCCCAAGGGCUGCAUCAUCAAAGAAGAGCUUAUCCUCGCCUCCUCCCCUGCCUUCAGUGCUCGCAAUACCACUACCUACCAACACAACCAGUACAACACCCUUUCAAAGCCAUCUCCACUGACAGGCACAUUGGAGGUGCAGUUGUUGGGCUGCAAUGGGUUGUUGGAGCAUGUCCCAGGACGUAGCCGUGGCUCCACUGUCUCUCUACCUUGCAACAGCCCUGGCGAAGCACGGCCCUCUUUCAUGAGCCGGAGUGGGCGAGGGUUGUACAGCCGGAGUGGUAGUGUAAGUGGCAGGACCACCAUCAAAACUGAAGAUAUCAGCAAUGAAGUGAGUGCUGUACUGAAGCUAGAUAAUGCAGUUGUAGGCCAGACAGCCUGGAAACCCAGUGGCCUGCAAGCCUGGAACCAGAUUUUCACUGUGGAGCUGGAGAGGGCAAGAGAGCUGGAGAUUGGUGUAUACUGGCGUGAUUACCGCAGUCUUUGUGCCCUGAAAUACCUCAAGUUAGAAGACUUCCUUGACAACCAACGCCAUGAAAUCCACUUGGAAUUGGAGCCACAAGGCACUCUCUUGGCAGAGGUAACUUUCUUCAACCCUGUCAUUGAACGCAUUCCCAAGCUCCAGCGACAGAAGAAGAUCUUCUCCAAGCAACAAGGGAAGGCUUUCCUGCGUGCCCGGCAGAUGAACAUUGAUAUUGCAACAUGGGUACGGCUCCUGCGACGCAUCAUCCCCACUGCCAACACCACAGGCACCUAUAGUCCCUCAACACAGAUGACCCCAACAUCUGGCUCAGAGAGUAGGCAUAGUCUCAACUCUGGGGACAUUGCUAUUGAGAAGCUGAGCUUGGAAGGGGACCGAUUGCAAGUGGAACAAGUAGACCAGGAUGACAAUGAGCUACCUAAUAAGGUCUUGUUGACCCCACGGGUGGGCGAUGAAAUUCCUUUCCAGGUGGAGCUGGGCUCAGGAGGUGAGGCCAGAGGGUCUGACAGUACUUUUCACAGCAUCCUUAGAAAAACACCUCUCACUAUGGAUGAUUUUCGAUUUGCAGCUGUGCUUGGUCGUGGCCAUUUUGGCAAAGUGCUACUGUCUGAGCUACGUCGGACAGGGGAGCUUUUUGCUAUCAAAGCCUUGAAGAAGGGUGACAUUGUUGCAAGGGAUGAAGUGGAGAGCCUGAUGUGCGAAAAACGAAUAUUUGAGGUUGUGACCCAUGCCCGGCACCCCUUCCUAGUGAACCUCUUCGCCUGUUUCCAGACACCUCAGCAUGUCUGUUUUGUAAUGGAGUACACAGCAGGUGGAGACCUUAUGAUGCACAUCCACACAGAUGUAUUCACUGAACCACGUGCUACAUUUUAUGCUGCUUGUGUAGUCCUAGGGCUGCAGUUUCUUCAUGAUCAUAAAAUCGUAUACAGGGACCUGAAGCUGGAUAACUUAUUGCUGGACAUGGAAGGUUUUGUGAAAAUUGCAGACUUCGGCCUCUGCAAGGAAGGGAUGGGAUAUGGUGAUCGCACCAGCACAUUCUGUGGGACACCAGAGUUUCUGGCUCCUGAAGUUCUGACAGACACUUCGUACACACGAGCAGUUGACUGGUGGGGCUUGGGUGUACUUGUAUAUGAAAUGCUUGUAGGGGAGUCCCCCUUUCCUGGAGAUGAUGAAGAGGAAGUAUUUGACAGCAUUGUGAAUGAUGAAGUGCGCUAUCCUCGCUUCCUUUCUACAGAAGCCAUUGGUAUCAUGCGCCGGUUGCUGCGACGGAACCCAGAGCGGCGCUUGGGCUCCAGUGAGCGUGAUGCUGAAGAUGUGAAAAAGCAGCCGUUUUUCAGGAGCAUCGAGUGGGAAGCCCUGCUGGCCCGUAAGAUCAAGCCACCAUUUGUGCCAGUAAUCAAGGGCCGAGAAGACAUCAGCAACUUUGAUGAGGAAUUCACAGCUGAGGCACCUAUGCUGACUCCGCCCCGUGAAUUACGGCCCCUCACCCAAAAGGACCAGGAUGCCUUUAAGGACUUUGACUAUGUUUCUAAUGCCUGCUAGCUCUGGCAGUGGGGGGUGAGGAGAUCCCCAACAAUACUGCCAGCCUUAUAGGGCAGGAUUCUGCUCCAUUAGUGACUCAUAUGCUUGCUAGCCCUGCCUGCUAGCUCUAGGGGUGGGGCUAGGAAAGCCCAGCAACACUGCCAGCCUCAUGGGGUAGAGAAAUGUUCACCAUCAUGUACCAGGUCUGCAAAUAGGUAGGGAAAUACUUCUGCAUGCUGCAGGAUAUGACAUCAAGCAUGCAGAUACCAUGGACACAUGCUAGUUCCAAGGAAGUGGCAAGAGACAGGCGGCCAGCCCCGUCUAGCAGGUAAUAUUGACUGAGAGAUUUGAGCAAUGAAGUCUCAGUGAAAACACCUUUUCUUCAUCUGUUCCCAGACUUCCUACUGAACCAAGCAGAAAUAAUUUUCCAUAGUUAGGGGCCCAUGGGUGUUGAAACCAGAGAACCAUUCCCUAACCCCAGCACACACAUCUUAGAGCCUCCAACAUGGAAAAAAGUACAAGCAGUGUUGCAAAGAAACAGCUUGCCCUGCUGGUACUGUUCUCAAAAGCUUUUUAUUCAAAUCCCUAACCCUAAACGAAAACCCCUUACUCCUUUUCUGCACCAUUGCCAUGUACCUGCCUGUAAAAGUCCUGCAACCUAUUGGUAGGUUCAUUCCCACCAUUUGGAAAUGACUGAAUUAUACUACAUUUCCUUCCUAUAUCCUCGCUCACUUUCUGAGACUUAUCUACUGCUGUGCUAACAGACUAACUCAAGUGUAGGAAGCAGACAGGGUUUUGAGACCCUUGUCCACAUUCCUCUCCUGGUUCCAUUCUGUAGCUUUUGAACAAAAAAAGUCUGUUUUUGUUUUCUACUGCUGCUGACAUCCUCAUUCUUUCCUUGAUCUGCCAAUGAGAGAAGUCAGUGGAUAUCUAGAUCCCACUCACAUGCAUCCCAUGUUGAUCAAGAUGAUAUACUGUAGAGUUGCCAAGACUGGUGAAAAAAAUGUUCAGUCCCUUUACCAGUGCCUUAAUGUGUGGAAAUGGGCAGCUGAAACUUUUCAAGGCAUGGAGGUAAAUAACAUCCCAUCAAAGGGACAGGGCGCUGUUUCUCCUGGUAGUUGGUAAAUCCGUGUGCAGGGCUGUAGGCAGCUCUGAACCUGAGCUCUGACACUUCAAGGUUUUAUUGUGAAAGGGACAACACAGGCAUGGGAAAGAGUUGUGAGUAGCCUUUAUGGGGUAGGCACCAUUCUACACAAUCACAGCAAAAUUCUUCUCAAAACAUGAACAACAGUGGGAAGCUCCAUCUGCACUUACACACAGCUGGUCCUUUUUGAAAUAUCCCCAGUAGACUCUGUCCAGCAACCUGGGCACUAAUCAUGUAAAGUUAGCCCAGCCCCCUUUCUUCAGUGCCUGUUGGAAGAAGUACUAUUUUUGUUAGCUUGUCCUUGGCACUGUUUCCUCAGUGUGAAACUAAACGUUUCUUAAAAAUGUUGACCUAGUAUUUUUGAGCACAGAGAAAUUAGUAGGAGUAAGCAGGACUCGGUGUUACUCAGACAUAGCUCUCUCCGUAGCAUAUUAGCUUUUUUUUAUUUUCUAGACAAGUUGAAUCCUUGCCUGGUGCUGCAAGCUACAUCUGAGAUGGAUGCUAUGGCUCAUAUCCCUCUACUGCUAUGGCAUCCUUUUUAUGUGAUUAGGUAACCUGGAAUAAUUAUCAUCAGCUGUUUCUUUAUUCAGCCACUAAUGUUGAUUAGAAGCUCUACUCCAGGAAAGAAUGGGAAAAUCUGCCUUUUUACUAUUCUUUGAUUGCACUGAUUGUGAGUACGAAAGGGUUGUUAAGGCCUGUUAAGGAGUAACUAAUCCUGAUCUUCUUGAGUAGGCACCCCUUAAGUGGCAAGGUACAUGUUUAAAGCUUGACUAAGAGGCUGUAGACUAUAUCCCUUCCCUUAUGAGUACAAAGGAGCAGGGCCUCAUUGCUUAUACACAACACAGCUCUUUCUCGAACAGACUUGUAAUCUCCAGUUCACAUAUAGGGUGCUCCUUUUAUGAAGCACUCUCCUUUUUCAACCUUAGCUUUUCCAAUCCCAUUCAGUCAUGUUUCAGGCUUGAAAUUCAAGAGCUGGCAUCCAUUUGCCUUUGAAGAAAGGCUCCAGUCUGCAGUGCUGGGAGAGAGAGUUCAAGCUUCUACAGUACAAUCCUAAGCAGAGGUGUACCUUUCUAAAUCCAGUGAAGUCAAAUAGUCUUAGAAGGAUGUCACUGUUUUGGAUUGUGCUGUUAGAAAAGCAACCAUGGGCUAGCUUGAGCGGGGGGGGGGGGGGGUUCUGUGUAAGUUGCUGCUUCAGGGAAAGUAGAACUGGUUUUGUUUGCAUUGUGAGGGAAAGGGUCCCCCAUUUAAGCAGCCCUGCUGCCAAGAAUGUGAGCAAGUCAGAGGGCUACAGAAGACCUUGUGCUUACAUGGCUCCUUUAAGUACCAUGGGAGAUUUCAUGCUGCCCGAGUCCUUGUAUAUCUCUGCUUUACAUUGGCUCUCCACCUUUCCCUUUUUUAAACACACCAUUCCAGAAGAUAAGCCUAGCCCAUUUUUUUUUAAUUGUAGUUGUAAUCUAUUUUAAAAGCAGCACUUCUGGUUCUGUUCUCAAUUCUGGGAGGGAGGGCCUUGUGCGCCACAGCUUUGGGAUCAAAGACUCCAGUGUUUCAGCCUGGAGAGUAGCAUCUGUUCCUAGAUAAUACGCUGUUGACUUCCUUUGUGCCUCUUUUUCUGCUUUGUUGUCUCUUAUCUUUCCUAGAGGACAUAUCCAUGCUUAGUUAUCUAUAUGGAUUUUGUGCUAGAAGGUGCUUUCAUGCUAAGGACUUGAAGCUUUGUCUUGUCUACUGAGUUUCCUUUCUUAAUGUAACUACCUCUGUUGCCUGACCAGAAUCACACUGUGGCCACAGAAAUGCUGCCUGGAUUCGUAACUUCUCUACUGUCAAGUCAUUGAGUUUUAAACUGUAUGCUUGUCAAUACAAAGAUGCCUGGACCAACACAGGCAUGUUGAAGAACGUGUGAGAGAAAAAACCUUGCAAGUGAGCCUUGCAAGAACUACUGGGUUCUAUCCCCAGCCCUUUUUGGAUAACAUGCAAGAGUUUCCUUGGUUCUGUUCUUGCUUCUAAUGUUCACUUGCUGAAUAAAUUUUGGCUAUUCCUUUCUUAUCUGCAGAAGAGGGGAAACCAGCUUUGACCUCUAUUAGAAAGCAUUUUGUUAUGCUUGGAUGCAGAGCAUUACUACAUCUGUGUGCUCAGGCUAUAGGAUGAAAAUGUGUGUGUUACAGUAAAGUAUGGGUAUAGCAUGCUUUGCUGUAGAGUAUGGAAGUCUUGGACAGACUGUAAUUCGGGACUGCAUCAGGAAGCUUUGCGGUGUGAUCCUGGGCAUAGAAUUCUGCUCUUGAAAAUUUCAACUUUUAUUUUUUUCUAAAAUCAAGUUUCUAAAUUUUAAGGUUGUAAACAUGGUUUUGUGUGUAAAUUUCCAAAGCCAGGAUGGAAGCAAGAUUUCUAGGAGCCAAGGCUUUAGUGCCAUUUGCAGGUGUCUUUGCCUGUGCAAAAUAAGUAAACACCUAUAAAAUUCCCUACUUUGAAUAAUUUAUACCACUCACAGAAUUCAGCCAUAGACAUUUGAUUUGGUUUCUAGGUUUACCUCACCUUGGCCCAGGAUACAGUGAACGGAGUCUGACAUACAGCGUGGGAACACUAGAGGCAGAUAAUGCCCACAUUGGGAAGGGGUGUGUGAGCGAAUAAUCCCAGCUUUUAAAUGUGGAUUGAUACCUCAGGAUUAACUUUAUUCUCCGAUUUAAACCCUCGUAUGCUCUUAUAUUCAACACUGUAUCCCCAUGUACAGUUUAUGCGGUUUUAAAGUUCAAAGUCUGUAUCUUCAACUAAAAUCAUCUUACCAUGUAACAAAUUA
Messenger RNA from Eublepharis macularius, 7110 nucleotides. RefSeq names its product serine/threonine-protein kinase N1-like. The record is from RefSeq and is a predicted model, not a curated record. The transcript has 22 exons. Gene Ontology annotation, molecular function: small GTPase binding; ATP binding; protein serine/threonine kinase activity. NCBI's taxonomy places the organism in Eukaryota, Metazoa, Chordata, Lepidosauria, Squamata, Eublepharidae. The coding region runs from base 344 to 3199 and encodes 951 amino acids. Gene Ontology annotation, biological process: signal transduction; protein phosphorylation.